Morchella importuna is the source of this 5055-nucleotide messenger RNA. RefSeq lists its product as uncharacterized. NCBI's taxonomy places the organism in Eukaryota, Fungi, Ascomycota, Pezizomycetes, Pezizales, Morchellaceae. The coding region runs from base 1 to 5055 and encodes 1684 amino acids. The transcript has 6 exons. Gene Ontology annotation, cellular component: Lid2 complex. Gene Ontology annotation, biological process: histone catabolic process. Gene Ontology annotation, molecular function: chromatin binding; ubiquitin-protein transferase activity. The record is from RefSeq and is a predicted model, not a curated record.
AUGGCCGAUCGUAAGUCGUCAACGACUUCCCGCGCUCCCGCUGGCAAUGGCGCAUCUACAGAAGCACCGAAUUCAACUUCAGCCACCCAGACCCCGAGCGCUUCCAAUAUUCGGUCCACGUCUCCCUAUGGCACACGUUCUCGGAAUCGUGGAUCACGCGUGAACUAUGCCGAGGAUAAAGAUAAUGAUAUGGACUACGAGUACACAACCACACCUGCGUCCUCUAGUAAAUCACCUGCUGGGGCGGUUGCUGAGAUUGUUGUGCCCACAACUACCUCAUCCAGGAGGGCAUCGGCUGUGGGGGGAAGUUCAAGCAAGGAUAAGGAAGGGGCGAAGGAGAUCACUGCGGUAGUCGCAACCACAACAGCAACGAGUAGUAAGAAAAGAAAGAAAGAAUAUAUUGCGCCCGUAAUGCCGAAGGAUAUGGGGUUGUCAAAUAUGCUUAGCUUUGAUAGCCCAAAGUUGAAAAACGGGCAGUUAAUUGCAGACGACGGUACAACACUGUCGGUAAAUGAUCAUAUUUACCUCGUCUGCGAACCUCCAGGCGAGCCCUACUAUCUCGCAAGAAUCAUGGAGUUUCUUCAUACAAACAAUGAUCCUACCCAGCCCAUUGAUUCUAUCCGUGUCAACUGGUACUACAGACCAAAAGACAUUCAACGGAAAGUUACCGACACGCGCGUCCUUUUCUCGUCAAUGCAUUCUGAUAGCUGCCCACUUGCCGCCAUUCGUGGCAAGUGCUACAUUCUCCAUCGAUCGGAGGUCGAAGAUGUCGACGAAUUCCGCAAACGCCGGGAUAGCUUCUAUUUCGAAAAGAUGUUUGACCGGUAUAUUCACCGUUACUACGACGUCAUACCGACCAACCAGGUCCGCAACGUCCCUGAGAAGGUACGGAAAGUAUUGGUCGAUCGGUGGAAGUAUCUCUUAGUGGAACCACAAAGAGCGAAAGAGCUCUGUAGUCAAAUGAAGGAGUGCAAACGAUGCGCAGGGUUUUGUGCUAGCAAUGAUUCUGUGCAUUGUGCAGUUUGUGGAAACACGUACCAUAUGAAUUGUGUACGACCGCCGUUGUUAAAGAAACCUAGCAGGGGCUUUGCUUGGGCAUGCGGACCUUGUAACCGAGCACAGGAACGAAAGCUUGAGCAGCGGAAUACUCCGACUUUGACGAAUUCCGCCAACGGCGACGCUGAUGAAGAAAACUUUGACGACGAAGAUGAAGACAUGUCCCCCGGUGGAGGAGGAGGUUGCAGUAGCGGUGGAAUUGAGACAGAAACUGCCUCCGAAUCAGCAGAUAUCGAAAGGGUUCCGACUGCCGAGCAGGCACAUUGGGCGCAAAUGUGGCCGAUGAGGUACCUUGGCCAGCAUUGCCGCGUUGAAGAUGCACUCGACCCGGACGAUCGUAUUUUUCCCAGAGCGGCGUCGCGAAUUGGCCCUCGGCAUCAAGCAAAUGUUAACGUAUGGCAUGGCCGACCCGUUGAAUACGUGAAACCAGUGGAAAUUAAAAAGAAGUACGUGAAAGGUGGCAGUAAGAAUGCCAAGAGCGCAGCUGCAGCGGCGGAAGCGGAAGCUGCUGCUAAGGAAAAACGGCCUAAAUGGGUUAUGGAUGAACCUCCUGGAUAUAUCAGAAGAGGUGAAGAUGAUGGAACAACUUCAACAUUACUAUUCAAGAUUCCCGAGGACGAAUCGAAAGAGGAAAAGCUCCAGAUUGUAGACGAAUACAUGAAAACUACCCGCGAUAUUAGUCGCAGUCUACCCGGUUCGACUAUAGCAGGCCCUGGGUGCGAUGGAUCAUCGGUAAACUUCCAGGAUAAGGCCAUCGAAUUGCUCUAUGAACAUGAUUUUGAUGCAGACACGUCUCUGGAUUUAUUGAAGAAGGUUCAUGUCAACAAAGAGCUAAGAGAACCAAAGCUGAAGCCAGAUGAGCUGAAAAGAUUUGAGGAAGGUGUGGCGAGGUAUGGAAGUGAACUUCAUAGUGUUGCAAAAUACGUGAAAACAAGAAAAGAAGCAGAGAUAGUCAGGUUUUACUACGUUUGGAAAAAGACCGAAAAGGGAAAGCAAAUUUGGGGAAAUUUUGAGGGACGGAAGGGCAAGAAGGAGGCGAAGAUGAAAGACAAGGAUACCGGAACGAAGCUUGUGGACGAUGUUGCUGAUGAUGAAGACGAUUCCGCUUUCGACGGUAAUAAAGCCAUCGAUAAGAAGCGUGGAUUUGAAUGCAAGUUCUGCAGCACGAGGAGUAGUAGGCAAUGGAGGCGAGCACCGGGAGUGCCACCGGGGACAUUAAUACCGGCCGACAAAGGUGGGAGCAGCAAAAAGAAACAAGGAGAGGAGAAAUUUCUUAUCAGCGCGCUAUGCCGACGCUGUGCAGAGUUAUGGAGACGUUAUGGUAUCCAAUGGGAGGAUCCCGAUGAAAUACAAAAGAAGGUCAGCGCUGGAGGCGGUAGGGCCUGGAAGCGGAGAAUCGACGAAGAACUCCUCAAGGAGCUCAAUGCAGCCCAAGAGGACGCGAAAGCCGAAGCCGCAGCAAUUGCAGCAAGGACAGCUAGUCCGCAACCCGUUGCCUUCGGAAUUGCACCCAUUCCGGAAACACCAGAAGAAAAGAAAGAACCUCCGCGUAAGAAGCUAAAGGUUGAGACAAACGGUACCAAUAAGAAGGGUAAAGAAAAGGAAAAGGUAGAGAAGCCAAAGGAGCCGCCCCCACCGCCGCCGGAGCCGCCCAAACCGAAGCUUUUGCCAUGUGCAGUAUGUGGAGACCUCGAGCCACUCGGAAAUGCACAUCUCGUAUGUAGAGAUUGUAGGAUGACUGUCCACAGGGGUUGUUAUGGGGUUGGUGAAGUUAGAAGUGCCAACAAAUGGGUUUGUGAGAUGUGUGCCAACGAUAAAAACCCCACUGUAUCAACGAACUACGAAUGUGUUUUGUGCCCCUGUCAUGGCAUCCCAGAACCGGAGGAGGUUACUGAUCAGAAAAAAGAAGAGCCACAGCCUAAAACCUCUGAUAAGAAGAAAGGGAAGACUGGAAAUGAAAAGGAGAAGGAGAAGGAGAAGGAGAAACAGGUCGUUAUUACUAGUAAUCAUCAUGAGGAUGGCCGGAAGACCAAAGAGGCCGAUAAACGUCGUCCUCAACAUCCUAGAGAACCACUGAAAAAGACUUCCGGGAAUAAUUGGGCACAUGUCAUCUGUGCGGUUUGGACGCCGGAAGUCAAAUUUUCAGAUGCAAAAUCAAUGAAGACAGUUGAAGGGGUUGGGACGAUCCCGGCAUCGAAGUGGACUCAGACAUGUAGGGUUUGCAAGGGUAAAGACAACGGUGCCUGCGUUGGAUGCCAAGUCUGCUACGCUAGUGUACACGUUGGAUGUGCACAUAAAGCUGGAUGGCAUAUGGGAUUCGACGUUCAACCAGUCAAGAGUUCUAGGAGGGACAUGAAGGAGAUUGUCAAGUUGGGAAGUGAAACGGGUGCUAUGACCGCUGCGGUAUGGUGUCCAGAGCAUGAUGUCAAGUCUACUAUUCAUCCAAUUGGUGAAUUCGUAGAGGAGACUGGACAGAAUGCUCUUCAGCUCUAUGUUACCACUUAUAAACAGGCUGAUUUGGGGCUCACUGGAACCGUUAGAAAAGCCAAUCUCAUGACAAUCUCAACCAAGGCGUCUCAAUCCCACCGAAGAAACAGUGCCGGGGGUUCUUCCGCUGCGGGUAUAAGUGGCAAAGAGAUCACUUGUUCGCCCACCACUGUUUAUAUUAAAACCGAGGGUCUGGAGGAUAAGAUUGGCGGAAUAGAGGGUCUCCUCAACGAUCACGUGGGCGGAGAUGGACCCAAAAGGUGUUUCAGUUGUCAAACUGAUAUCAGUCCGUUAUGGUGGAAAAUGCCAGUUCCAUGCCCCAAAGAGAAUGGCAUUGCACACUUGACGAACGGGAGCGCUUCCCCAGCAACUAACGGAGUUUUGAUCAACGGUGAUGCUACUGCGCACGAUAAUACCCACCCAAUCCCCCACUCCCGUUCUCACGCCGUGGGGCUUCUGUGCAAUCGAUGCCAUUGCAAGGAGGUGUCAAGGCCUGAAUCAGAACGACAAUCUCCGUUUGGAGGGAUUAAUGGGCAACAGGAACAAAGCAGGUACACGCCUUUACCUCCUCUACAUGUAUUUUUGGCCGCACAGCAACCCGCGCCGCCUCCCCCGCCUCCCCCGCAGCCUAUUCCUCCUGUUAGUGCUAUACCAAGCCCUAUACACCCUGUCCAUAUGCAGUCGGGGAUGCCUUCUCAGAUCGGACAACCACAAAUGGCUCAGAUGCCACCGAUCCCGCAACAGAUCCCUCACCCGGGCCCCCAACCCCAUCCUCUGUCACACCAUUCAAUACCCCACCAGUCUCCUCAUCCCCACCCCCAUAUGUCGCCGCUUCAACCACCGCCGCACAUAUCGCCGCACUUGGCACAAAGUCACAUUUCUGUGCUGCAGCACCAUGCUGCCCCGCCCCCGCCUCCCAACCAUGUCUCCCCACAUAUUCAACAUAUGUCGCCCCACCAACCACAUGUUUCUCCCCGGCAGCCACAACAUGUAUCGCCGCACCAACCGCAUGUGACCCCCCAUCAAACCCAUGUGACCCCUCAUCAGGCGCACCAACCGCUUCAGCCACAGCAUGUUCCGCAUGUUCCAAAUCACCAACCCUCCUUGAUGUCUCCACGAAAUCCUCUGCCUCAGCAGAUGCCCUUACAACAUAUGGUAGCACAUGCGCCACACGUAUCGCCUCAUUUGGGCCGUACGAAUGCGGUCACUGUCACCAUGCAACCGGUGCCAAUGAUGCAGCAGCAGCAGCAGCAGCAUCAGCAGCAUCAGCAGCAGCAACAUCAGCAACAUCAGCAACAGCAACAGCAGCAACACCAGCAGCAGCAGCAGCAGCAACAGCAACACCCACAACACCAACAGCAGCAUCAGCAUCAGCAACACCAACAGCAGCAAGGGCUACCGCCGGUAAUAUCUCAGGGGAGACCACAGGAGCCUCCUCCCCAACCACAUCCACCCCAGAGAGUCAUGUCGGGGGCUUCAGGAAGCCCGGCAUUGGCAAAUCUCUUGCAUUAA